AAGCCUUUUCCUCAUCAGAUCGAGAUCACUGCAAAACUCUCUCUCGCACGCUCAUGGCGUCUCUUUUCCAUCACUCGACUCCCCAAUCCGACGGCAACCCAGAAAUCAACAUCGCAGUAGAAAUGGAAGCAGUGAAUCCGGAUGGUUUUAAGAUGACGACGGCUCGGACUCGGUCGGAGGAUGGUGUUUUCCUGACAUGGGAGGAUCUGUACGUGACUGUUUCCAACGGAAAAAAUGGCACGAAACCGAUCCUUCAGGGUCUAACGGGUCAUGCCCGACCCGGGGAGCUUCUCGCCAUAAUGGGUCCUUCUGGUUGUGGCAAGUCCACCCUUCUUGAUGCAUUAGCGGGGAGGUUGAGUUCAAACAUAAGGCAAACAGGGGACAUUCUGAUCAACGGUCGUAAGCAAGUCCUCGCUUACGGAACAUCGGCAUAUGUAACACAAGAUGAUACCUUAAUGACGACUCUGACAGUCAGAGAAGCCGUGUACUACUCAGCUCAGCUACAGUUACCGAACUCCAUGUCAAAAUCCGAGAAGAAGGAGAGAGCAGAGAUGACGAUGAGAGAGAUGGGUUUGCAGGAAUCAAUGGACACAAGAAUCGGCGGGUGGGGAGUCAAAGGCAUCAGCGGCGGGCAAAAGAGGAGAGUCAGCAUUUGCAUAGAGAUCUUGACACGCCCGAAGCUUCUGUUUCUCGACGAGCCGACAAGCGGGCUCGACAGCGCAGCAUCGUAUUAUGUCAUGAGCAGAAUUGCACGCCUCGGCCAAAGAGAUGGGGUUGGAAGAACCAUUGUCGCCUCCAUUCAUCAGCCCAGCAGUGAAGUCUUUCAGCUCUUCCACAAUCUCUGUCUCCUAUCUUCAGGUAGAACCGUCUAUUUUGGUCCUACUUCUGCAGCAAAUGAGUUUUUCGCUUUAAGUGGUUUCCCCUGCCCUACUCUCCAAAAUCCAUCCGACCACUUCCUGAAAACCAUAAACAAGGAUUUCGAAAAGGAUCUCGAAGGAGGUGCAAUUGGAGCAAUAUCUGCAGAGGAAGCAAUUGAAACACUUGUAAGAUCGUAUGAUUCAUCAGGCAGGCUCCAACAAGUAGCAAAGCAAGUAGCUGAAAUACGUAAACAAGACCAUAGAGAAUUGGACAGGAAGAGAAGCCGUGCAAGCUUCCUUAGUCAAUGUCUUGUUCUAACGGAAAGAUCUUUUGUGAACAUGUAUCGUGAUCUGGGCUACUAUUGGCUGCGUCUAGCAAUAUAUAUAGCAUUGGCUAUUGGCCUUGGUACAGUGUUUUACGAAAUUGGGGAUGGUGAGGGUUCAGUUCAGGCUAGAGGUUCACUGGUCACGUUUAUAGCUUCAUUUCUAACAUUCAUGGCCAUUGGUGGAUUUCCAUCCUUUGUGGAGGAUAUGAAGAUAUUCGAACGAGAAAGAUUAAACGGGCAUUAUGGUGCUACUGCAUUUGUCAUCAGCAACACAUUCUCCGCUCUGCCAUACCUAGUACUGGUUUCAGUCAUUCCUGGAGCAAUAGCUUAUUUCCUACCCGGACUACGCAGCGGCCCACAAUACUUUCUCUACUUUGUUCUUGUGAUAUUUGCUUGCAUGAUGUUGGUUGAGAGCUUGAUGAUGAUUGUGGCAAGCAUUGUGCCCAACUACCUGAUGGGUAUAAUAACAGGCGCAGGAAUUCAAGGCCUGAUGAUUUUAGUCGGAGGAUUCUUCAGAUUGCCAAAUGAUCUUCCAAAGCCAUUGUGGAAAUACCCUUUACAUGAGAUCGCUUUUCACAAGUAUGCCUACCAAGGAAUGUUCAAGAACGAGUUUGGAGGAGCAACGUUUCCUAAUGACCAACCUGGAGGGCCACCCACCAUUUCUGGAGAUGAGAUUCUGAGACAUACAUGGCAAGCUGAAAUGGGUUACUCCAAGUGGGGUGAUCUUGCCGUUUUGUUUGGGAUGAUAGCUUUUUAUCGACUUCUUUUUCUCGGCAUCAUAAAGGGUACUGAAAAGAUCAAGCCUUUGAUUACGGCUUUCAUGUCGAAGACUUCCAAAACACCUACGCAGGUUAUGGUGAAUCCUUCUUCUACACCCUUAGGUGGAGAGAAACUGUAGCCCAUUUAUGAUUGCCCUUGAUUAUGCUAAUUAAAAAACAGAAUAUGAUUGUUCUAGUCGAAAGACAUAAGACUAAGGGUUUGUUUGGUAAUGCUGUAGGUUUCUUAGAGCUGCUUAAUUUUGGAAAAUUGCUGUGGAGAAGUUGCUGUAGAUCACUAGCAGAGAAAGCUGUUUGGUAUAUUUUGGGAAAUGUAAAAACUACUAUUAGUAGAACUGCUCAUCUGCUAAUAUCGAAGGAGACAUUAUCUAAAAAAUGCUAAAACUUAUAGUACUUCAAAUAUGGUUCUUUGCUACCUGACUUCUUUACGUGGCCAAGCUCGUAUUUUCUCCAUGUAAUGUUAUACAAACAAAGAAACAAAUUUUUUA
Messenger RNA from Alnus glutinosa, 2447 nucleotides. RefSeq names its product ABC transporter G family member 1-like. The record is from RefSeq and is a predicted model, not a curated record. The coding region runs from base 54 to 2081 and encodes 675 amino acids. Lineage: Eukaryota; Viridiplantae; Streptophyta; Magnoliopsida; Fagales; Betulaceae. The transcript is spliced from 8 exons. Gene Ontology annotation, molecular function: ABC-type transporter activity; ATP binding; ATP hydrolysis activity. Gene Ontology annotation, cellular component: membrane.